Molecule: messenger RNA, 1211 nt
Organism: Castor canadensis (American beaver)
Lineage: Eukaryota; Metazoa; Chordata; Mammalia; Rodentia; Castoridae
Gene: Dars1
Product: aspartyl-tRNA synthetase 1
Biological process (GO): aspartyl-tRNA aminoacylation
Cellular component (GO): cytoplasm; aminoacyl-tRNA synthetase multienzyme complex; cytosol
Molecular function (GO): aspartate-tRNA ligase activity; ATP binding; RNA binding
Source: RefSeq, a predicted model, not a curated record
AUUUAUGUGAUCAGUUUGGCUGAACCUCGCCUGCCCCUGCAGCUGGAUGAUGCCAUUCGGCCUGAGGUUGAAGGAGACGAGGAAGGAAGAGCUACUGUUAACCAGGAUACAAGAUUAGACAACAGAGUCAUUGAUCUUAGGACAUCAACUAGUCAGGCAGUUUUCCAUCUCCAGUCUGGCAUCUGCCAUCUCUUCCGAGAAACUUUAAUUAACAAAGGUUUUGUGGAAAUCCAAACUCCUAAAAUUAUUUCAGCUGCCAGUGAAGGAGGAGCCAAUGUAUUUACUGUGUCAUAUUUUAAAAAUAAUGCGUACCUAGCUCAGUCCCCACAGCUGUAUAAGCAAAUGUGCAUUUGUGCUGAUUUUGAGAAGGUUUUCUGCAUUGGACCAGUUUUCAGAGCUGAAGACUCCAACACCCACAGGCAUCUAACUGAAUUUGUUGGUUUGGACAUUGAAAUGGCUUUUAAUUAUCAUUACCAUGAAGUUGUAGAAGAAAUUGCUGACACCUUGGUCCAGAUGUUCAAAGGACUUCAAGAAAGGUUUCAGACAGAAAUUCAAACAGUGAAUAAACAGUUUCCAUGUGAACCAUUCAAAUUUUUGGAGCCAACUUUAAGACUAGAAUAUUGUGAAGCAUUGGCUAUGCUUAGAGAAGCUGGAGUUGAAAUGGGAGAUGAAGAAGAUUUAAGCACACCAAAUGAAAAACUGUUGGGUCGUUUGGUAAAGGAAAAGUAUGAUACAGAUUUUUAUAUUCUUGAUAAAUAUCCAUUGGCUGUAAGACCUUUCUAUACCAUGCCUGACCCAAGAAAUCCUAAACAGUCCAACUCUUAUGAUAUGUUCAUGAGAGGGGAAGAAAUACUGUCAGGAGCUCAAAGAAUACAUGAUCCUCAGCUACUCACAGAGAGAGCUUUACAUCAUGGAAUUGAUUUGGAGAAAAUCAAGGCUUACAUUGAUUCCUUCCGCUUUGGCCCUCCUCAUGCUGGUGGAGGCAUUGGAUUGGAAAGAGUGACUAUGCUGUUUUUGGGACUACAUAAUGUGCGUCAGACCUCCAUGUUUCCUCGAGACCCCAAACGACUCACUCCUUGAAGUCAUACUUUUUAUUCUUUCUAGUCAACUGCCAUUAAUCAAGUUGUACCUUAGAUAUUUAAAAUAUGUUGUGGAAUAAAUGUCUUAUCUAAAGUACCACAGUUAUUUUUCAAUUGUUCAGUAUAAGUUAA